Messenger RNA from Rotaria sp. Silwood1, 456 nucleotides. Lineage: Eukaryota; Metazoa; Rotifera; Eurotatoria; Philodinida; Philodinidae. The record is from the annotation of a GenBank genome assembly.
AUGACAUUCAAACAAAAAGAAACGGGAAAAAGUGCACAUGUUUUAACUAAUGAUUCAACAUUAAGUAAAAAUACAGUUGUAUUAAAUGAAAAUAAUGAAGAAAGUGAUGAAGAAUUACCUAUAGAAAAGCAAAAUUUUAAAAUAAAAGAAAAAAGUGAUGCAGAUUUUGAUAAAGAAGAACUUGAUCGAUCAUCAUCAGCAUCCACACCCAAAUCAUCAGAAAAUGUCGUUCAAGUAGAAACAGAACCUGCACCUGCAUCUAUUCAACCAGAUAUCUCAAGUACCACUACAUUAAUGGAUGAAUUAAUGGCAGGUACAAGACGAAACAAUAAAAAACAUCAUAGUAGUCAUUCAAUUUCAAGAGAAUCUCAAACACUUGAUUUAUUAGAAAGAUUUCGUGUAAAAGUUCAUACUGCUAAAGAUGAACAAAUUAAUGAACCUUUAAAUGUAACAUAA